Pimephales promelas (fathead minnow) is the source of this 3255-nucleotide messenger RNA. It is a transcript of the gene wnt5b, whose product is annotated as wingless-type MMTV integration site family, member 5b. The record is from RefSeq and is a predicted model, not a curated record. Gene Ontology annotation, molecular function: frizzled binding; cytokine activity. Gene Ontology annotation, biological process: neuron differentiation; cell fate commitment; canonical Wnt signaling pathway. Lineage: Eukaryota; Metazoa; Chordata; Actinopteri; Cypriniformes; Leuciscidae. Gene Ontology annotation, cellular component: extracellular region.
GGGAGGGCAGGCCCAUGAGGAGGCAAAGCGCAAACUAGUCAAAACUCACUCUUUCACCCCCCUGCCUGCGGACUGAAGCAGUCGCUGAAGUUUCUUCGUCGUCUGCUUUAGGUUUGGGGUUAAGAGCCCGAACAGCAUCUGGAAAGAAAAGAGGGGGAAAGUUUGAAAGGGUUUCCGUAUUUCCUGCGCAAAAGGAGGAUUUAAUGCAGAACUGAAGUUUUAAAGCGCAAAACUUGUGAAUGCAUGAGCUCUGUGAGGUGGACUGAAUGACUCCAGACUGCUUUUGUUCGCUAAUUUCUUUAAUAAGGAGGAAAAGGCUUUAGUCGCGCCUGUUGCGCACCGCACGCGCAGCGCGUUUGUUUGCGCUCUUGUCAAACUAUCGAAUGUUUAAUUGACACCUGUUGCGUGACGUCCUAUUGGACUGUAGCCCGGUGCGUGUAUCAAAAGUUUGAAAAAAAAUCAUUCGAGUCCUUUUCGCGGAACUUUUUUCUUUUCUUUUUUUUCUUUUCUUUUUUUCUUUUUUCUUUUUGCAAUGGACAGCGACGUGUUUUGGAGUAGAUAUGUUUUUCAUUUUGUAAGUGAAUGAAAGAGAGAGAAACCCUGGAAUCACGAGUAGGCUACCAAUGUUGAAUUGAUCGGAGGUGGAAUUGUUUGAUGUUUUUUUCCAAAGUAACUCUGUAAGCGCUUCGACAGAACAUAACGGAGAGCAGAAGACCAAGUUCAGCUGUCAAGACUUCAACUCUGGAACUUUGGAGGAACUUUUGGAGACCUACACUAAACGGAUAGAUCGAGAUCUGCAAACAAAGGAGGCUCUUCGCAUUUCCAUUUCUUGGCCGAGGAAGGAUGGAUGUGAGAAUGAACCCAGGACACCUACUUCUGGCAGUGACCCUCAUCGUCUGCAACUCACAGCUGCUGGUGGUCGCCAACUCAUGGUGGUCAUUAGCCAUGAACCCCAUCCAGAGACCGGAGAUGUACAUCAUUGGAGCACAGCCUCUGUGCAGCCAGCUGACAGGCCUGUCUCAGGGUCAGAAGAAGCUCUGCCAGCUCUAUCAGGACCAUAUGGUUUAUAUUGGAGAGGGGGCGAAGACGGGCAUCAAGGAGUGUCAGUAUCAGUUCAGGCAAAGGCGAUGGAACUGCAGCACGGUGGACAACACUUCAGUGUUCGGCCGCGUCAUGCAGAUAGGCAGCAGAGAAACAGCUUUUACUUACGCCAUCAGCGCAGCGGGUGUCGUGAACGCGGUGAGUCGGGCGUGCCGCGAGGGCGAGCUCUCCACCUGUGGCUGCAGCCGAGCGGCUCGUCCCAAGGACCUCCCGAGAGACUGGCUAUGGGGCGGAUGCGGGGACAACGUCAACUACGGCUACCGUUUCGCCCGGGAGUUUGUGGACGCCCGCGAGCGCGAGAAGAACUACCCUCGAGGAUCGGUCGAGAAUGCACGCACGCUUAUGAAUCUGCAGAACAAUGAAGCUGGGAGAAUGGCAGUGUACAAUCUGGCCAACGUCGCAUGCAAGUGUCACGGAGUCUCCGGCUCAUGCAGUCUGAAAACCUGUUGGCUCCAGCUGGCCGACUUCCGUCGCGUGGGAGAGUUCCUGAAGGAGAAGUACGACAGCGCCGCCGCCAUGCGCAUCAGCCGACGGGGCAAGCUGGAGCUGGUCAACAACCGCUUCAACCCCCCGACGAGCGAGGACCUGGUCUACACUGACCCCAGCCCGGACUACUGCCUGCGAAACGAGACCACCGGCUCGCUGGGCACCCAGGGCCGCCUGUGCAACAAGACCUCGGAGGGCAUGGACGGCUGCGAGCUCAUGUGCUGCGGUCGCGGCUACGACCAGUUCAAGACCUACAAACACGAGCGUUGCCAAUGCAAGUUCCACUGGUGCUGCUACGUCAAGUGCAAACGCUGCACGUCGCUCGUGGACCAGUUCGUGUGCAAGUAGCACCCUAGGGAACGGGACAGAUGCCCUGGAGAGGCACUGAGCAAUUAGCGGGAGAAGAACGGGACCCUUAACGGACCCAGAGGGGGAACUUAGAGAUAAUGAAAUGUAAAAUGAUAUAUUAAAUAGCAACAAAUUAAAGUAUAUAAGUAAGUGUACGUGUGCCGUUGAUAGUAAUUUAAUGACCUUUUCUGACUCAAGAGUCAAAAGUUGGACGUCAUUGAUGACAAGGAGGCACCGGUGUGAUGCAUUCUGACUCGAGCUGUUGUUCUCUCCGCCUUCGAGUUCAGAGAGGCACGUAGUCUUUGCUUGUUCUUAAAGGAAGAGCCUACAAACUCUUUAGAGACUCUAGAGGGAUCAAGAAAAGAUGCAGAAAGAGGACGGAGAACAAUUCGAUUCGCCCCUGAUUCUUGAGCGCACCUCCACAAACACACUCCACCUUGCCCAUAUUAGAGCUCUUAAGAACCUUGAGUCAGAAAAAGGCGGAAUUAUUGGACAUUGUGUUCCAUGAUGUCAUAAUAAUCUUUGAGAUAUGACAAGAACAGAACGCUGCCUGUUACCGUUACCCUUCACGCAAGCAUUUCCUAAUAAGAAACCUGGAGAGACGUGUGAAAGAUAAAAAACCAGGACUGAACACUUUUGCCUGCAUCGGAGCUUCAAGCAACACAUGCACACGCAAAACUCCCCUUUUAUUCUUAAAAACCGCUGUCGUAUCCUUCUUAAAGGCUUUCAAAAGCCCGUUUGAUGCAUUUCAGGGUCUUCUGUACGUCAUAUCUGGGAGUUCCCGAGAAUAUUGUGUUUGUUCUGUCACUGUCUUUGUCAUUGUUGGUUGAAACGGUUCAAAGCCUCACAGUAAUGAAUGUGUGUGUGGUAACUGCAAAUAGGAAGAAAAAAAAAUCAAGGCUACAUAAGGACUGCAAAAACUAUUAUUGUAACCAAAUACUAGUGGUUCAGAUUAUAUUUUAUUAAUUGCUUCUCAUUUUAUACAUCAUAUGUAUUGUUCUGAUUAUUAUUUUUUGAUAAAGAAGCUUUUUACUGGGGAUUUAUAUGCUAGCAGAGAAGAUAUUACUGGCCACUGGAUGGAACGGGUGAUCAUAGCCGACUCUCUGUCUGUCAGGCCGUGGAACAUGACAAUGAGAUCUUUUGUUUUGGAGGAAAACCACACUUGUAAAUAACAGUCAGUCAUAUAUGCAAAUAACACUUACAAUCUCUUUGACACGUCACUCCACAGUUUUUUUGCUGCCCUGUGAUCUUAUUCUUGUUGUGUGUAUUCCCCCUCAUUCAAACCAGUAAUAUUAAAAAUAUGAAUAGUGAUUAUUAUUA